ACAGCAUUUUAAGUUUCUAAAAGGACAUUUAUAAGUUAAAGUCCAACUAAGCGUAUUUGAAGAAGUAUUUUUGGAAUUUAAACAGUGUUAACCAAACGCUAAAUAUGACUGACAAAGAUAAAGAAGAGUUACCACUUAACGAAGUUGCAGAACAUGAUGAAGUGCAAGCUACAGAACAACAAACUGUUCGUAAAAGUGAAAGAGUAAGAACAUUAACCGAAAAGGGUAAAGAGCUUCAAGAGGAGAAACUGAAGAGACUCCAACACAAAUAUGCAAUUGUUUUUGAAAAAUGGAGAUAUGAAGCAAGAUUGAGCAGAGUAAUGCUGAGAAAGGAAGCUUCAGAAAGUGAAUUAAAGGAGUUAAUCAAUAACGUAAACAUCACUUGUAAAGAUGUGCAAGUCGUUUAUGACCAGAUACGUCAAAUACAAUCUCCUGAAGCAGACAUUAGACGUAAAGUUGAUGCAUGCACGUCACUCUCCGGAUUUAUAGUCAACAGAGCUGAGAAAUGGCUUGCAGGAGACAUUGAGGAUGACGAAGAAUCGUGGCUAGAUGUCGGAUCAUGCUUAGGAUCUGAAAGUUCUAAAUCAAGGUCAAAAUCACAAAGGUCCAAAAGUGGUUCAGGACAAUCCUGCUCACAAAUAAUAAAAAGAAUGGAAGCUGAAGCUGAAGCAGCUGCAUCUCAAGAAAUACUAGCAGUAAUCGACAAGCAAGAAAAGGAAACAGCUGAACUACAAAAAUUGGAACUUGAGAACUUUGCAAGGCAACAAGCAAUGGAAGAGCAGCGUAGAAAGAUCGACCACUUGGAAGAAGUUAAGAAAAUGAAUGCUGCCAAAGCUCGCGUAAAGGUUUACGAUGAAGUUGAAAGUACUGCUGAAAGUCGAAGUUUGUUACACAGUAUUAAAGCAGCAAGUGAAUCCCAAGCAAUCCCUAUCACACCAAGCACUCCCUUUCAAGCUAUAAACACAACCCAAGUAUUUCAUGCUACAAGCCAUGCGUUUGCUCCACACAUUCAACAAACUCCUAUCAUACAAGCAAAGGCCACAAGUCAAACACUCAAAGCAUCAAGUCCACCAUUCAUCCCUCAAGCCACUCAAGUUCAAACGGUUGUAACGCAACCACAGUCAAAUUCUGAUCUAGUUGGCAUACUAGCAGAAGCAAUAAGUGCAAAUCGACUUCCAACUUCAGAACCGGCAUUGUUCACUGGAGACCCACUGAAGUUCAAAGACUGGCAGUUGUCAUUUGAAACAUUAAUUGAAAGAAAAAACAUUCCCAAGAAUGAGAAACUUUACUAUCUCAGGAAGUAUCUCGGUGGAUCUGCAAAAAGAGCAGUAGAAGGAUUCCUCCUAGUAGGAACAGAUGAAGCAUACGACUCAGCUUGGAAAGUGCUGGAAAAGCGUUUUGGAGAUCUGUUCACCAUAGGAAAAUGCUUCAGAGACAAGCUUCAUGGUUGGCCGAAAAUAAGCUACAAAGAUGGAAGUGAGUUAAGGGAAUUUGCUGACUUUCUUGGAAGUUGUAAAGCUGCGAUACCAUACAUAAAGGUACUAGAAGUUCUCAAUGAUUGUAUGGAAAUUCAGAGACUCUUGUUGAAACUUCCAGAUUGGUUGACUACAAGAUAGAACCGCACAGCCAUGAAAAUAAGACAAACAAAUAAUGGAGAGUAUCCAUCUUUCCGCACAUUUGUAGAGUUUGUGACUAUGGAAGCUGACUUAGCGUGCGAUCCCAUAGCCUCAAUGCAAGCACUCAAAGGUUUGGACACAAGUAAACCCAAACAUUCACGCAGUCAAGUCAUUCAAGCAAAAACGCUUACUACAAACUCAAGUCACUCAACAAGCUCAGGUCACACAAAUACUGUAACCUGUCUCCUCUGCAAAAGGAAUGGCCACACGCUUGAUAAAUGUUUCAAGUUCAUGGAAAAAAUGGUUCAAGAUCGUAUCAAGUUUGCACAGACAGAAAAGCUGUGUUUCGGAUGUUUAAAGACUGGACAUCAUUCAAAGAAGUGCGAUAAAAGGAGCACAUGUGAGAAAUGUCAAAGGAGACAUCUUACAUGUCUGCAUGACGACAAGUUCAUGGAACGUAAACAGGCAACACCUGCAAACAGUGAGGAUAACUCUCAAGACAAAGUAGACACUAAAGUCACAAAGGAUGAAGACAAAUCUACCGCAAUCUCUAACAGGGUAACUCAAGACAUCUCAAGCACGUUGACAUCCUCUAUACUACCUGUCUGGGUCUCAUCCACAAACCACCCAGAAAAAGAAGUUCUAGUGUAUGCGCUUCUUGACUCACAAAGCGAUACAUCUUUCAUCUUGGAUGAAGUAGCUCAAGAUCUCAACACAGAUAAAAGCAAAGCCAGUCUACGGCUAUCUACUAUGUCCGCCAAGUCAACAGUUAUACCAUGUGAGAAGCUGGUAAACCUUCAAGUCAGAGGAUAUAAGUGGAAAAAGAAAAUCAUAUUACCACCAGUCUUUACUAGAGAGUUUAUCCCAGUUAACAGGUCACAUAUCCCGACGUCUGAAACCACUUUGAAGUGGUCUCAUAUGGAAAAGCUAGCAGAUAAGUUACCACCAAUGCUCAAAUGUGAAGUUGGUCUGCUUAUCGGCUAUAACUGUCAACAAGCCCUUCUACCAAGAGAAGUUCUUGCAGGCAAAGAAAACCAACCCUACGCACAGCUAACCGAUCUCGGCUGGAGCAUAGUUGGUUGCUCGUCUCAAGUCCACAAUCACAAUGAUGCCAUCGGCACAAGUCACAGAAUCAUUGUGCGUGAAGUAACUCCUGCGUCACAACCAGCAGUUGAACUCAAACAUCUCGCAUCUCAAGGUAAAGACAAGUUCAGCAAAGAGACUGUCAAGUUCAUCCAAAGAGGUUUUUACGUUGAUGAUGGACUUGCUAGUGUAACGUCAACAACCGAAGCCAUAAAACUGGUCGAAGAGUCAAGAGCACUUUGCAAGACAGGCAAACUCCAUUUGCGUAAGUUUGUGUCAAACAAUAAAGAAAUGCUCAAAGCAAUUCCCCAAGAAGAACAAGCUCAAGCCAAAGACCAAGACCUGGCUCUUGGAGAACCCCACGUUGAACGCGCACUCGGAGUACAAUGGUGUAUCGAGGCAGAUGAAUUCCAAUUCAGAGUCCAAGUCAAAGACAACCCGUUGACAAGGAGAGGGGUGCUCUCGACAGUUGCAUCAGUCUAUGACCCCCUUGGGUUUGUCGCCCCAUUCAUACUGAUUGGAAAGCAAAUACUCCAAACGUUGUGCAAAGACAAAGUAAAUUGGGACGACAAUCUUCCAGACCACAUUUUACCACGGUGGGAAGCAUGGUUGAGAGACCUGCCCAAUCUGGCAGCUCUGAAGAUCCCACGAAGCUACUCAGAAGACAUCAAUGUUGUACAGUACGAGUUACAUAACUUCUCAGACGCAAGCCUCGAAGGUUAUGGCGCAUGUUCAUACCUCAGAACAAUAAGUAAAGAAGGAAGAAUCAGUUGUUCACUAGUCAUGGGUAAAGCGAGAGUUACACCGACUAAACAAACGACCAUCCCAAGACUCGAACUAUCAUCAGCCGUGACUUCAGUCCGCAACGCAGAUGUAAUCAAGCGAGAACUGGAAAUUGAAAAUCUCAAGGAAUAUUAUUGGUCAGAUUCACAAGUCGUAUUGGCAUACAUAUCCAACGAUGCAAAAAGAUUUCACACAUUCGUCGCCAAUCGAAUCCAACGAAUAAGACAAAGCACAAGUCCUGAAAAAUGGCAGCACGUCAGCUCAGAAAACAAUCCUGCUGAUCAUGCCUCAAGAGGUUUAAGCGCAACUCAGCUGAAAGAAUCAAACUGGUUAAAAGGCCCAGAUUUCCUUCGGAAACAAGAUCUUCCAGUCAAUGAGGAAAUGGUGGGAGAGAUCGAAGAAACGGAUCCCGAACUCCGUAAAGGUCACACGCACACAACACAAAGGAAGCAAACCCAGUGCUAGAGCAUUUACAGAAAUUUUCCGAUUGGUCAAGAGCAAUAAAGGCCAUCGCCAGACUCAAGAGAUUCAUCAAAGAAUAUAAAGGUAUCCAACAAAGAACAAACAAAGUCACAGAUCUUGAAGAGAGAAAAGAUGCAGAAGUGUUCAUCAUCAAGCUAGUGCAAAGAGAAGCUUUCCCUGAGGAAAUAAAGAAAAUCAGAUCUCAAAAGGAAAAUUCUCUAUACAAGCACAACAGACUAAUACAGUUGAACGCUUUCCUGGACAAGUCAGAUGUUCUCAGGGUGGGAGGAAGAUUAUCCCAAUCAGCCUUACAUGAUGUGAAACACCCCGCAAUUCUUCCCAAAGAAUCUCACGUGUCAGCCCUACUCGUCAAACAUUACCAUGAACGUGUACAUCACCAAGGAAGAGGCAUGACUACAAAUGAAUUUCGUGCAAAUGGAAUAUGGAUCUUAGGAUGUGGAAAUGUUGUUUCAUCGCACAUCUACCGCUGUGUUAAGUGCAGAAAAUACAGAAAAAAUCUCCAACAGCGACAGAAAUGGCAGAAAGUUUCAAGAAACCUGCAAGUAAAUGAUAUUGUGAUCAUACAGGAUGACAACGCUCCUAGAUGUAAAUGGAAACUAGCUCGAGUGAUAGAAACUUUGGAAAGCCCAGACGGCAAAGUGCGAAAGGUGAAGUUGAAGACCAGUGAAACCACUUUUGACAAAGGUAAACCACUGACGAGACUGAUAUACCUAGAAAGACCUAUUCACAAAGUCGUGACCCUACUUGAGACUGACUUACACAGUAAAACAGAGUCUAACCAGGAUACUUCUUAGAAAAUCACAUUGAGAGACAAUGAGUGAUUUUGGUGGGAGUGUAAGUGUUGAAAUUUACACUUAAUAUUUUUGUUUUAAGGGUUAAUAUUUUUUGUUGAAAAUUAUUAUGGUUGUGAAUUCAUGUUACAUUUUUUGUGAAUAAGACACAUUUUGUACUAUUAAAAGGGGCAAUUUAUUUCCUAUGUUACACCGCUAUUCUCGCGAGGUUUGGUUUACUAUUAAGAGACUGCGAGACCUGCAUUCGCCCAGACCUGAAAAAGACUGAGCGAGCCAUCAGCAGCAGCAAGAACAUUUCGCUAGCUGAACAAGUAUGCACAAGACUGAAGUAUUUGCUGCCCAAGAACCUCCGAAGUGGCAGGCGGCCACGAGGUAGCUAUUUUGUUUAGCACUUUAUUUUCCUGUGACUGAACUAUGUCUAAAGCAUUGUAUUUCAUGUCUUGUCCUGUAGUUUUCACGGCAUAAACCCAAGUAAAGAGCCCGUCUUUAAGAAGCCGUGCCAGUGUUGUCAUUUCGGAGCUACAGUGAAUAUUAUGCUCUUCUAAUUGUAUUUAUCAGGGGUGCCCACACUUUAGCAGGUGAGCAACUUUUUAAAUGAAC
Entelurus aequoreus (snake pipefish) is the source of this 5356-nucleotide messenger RNA. RefSeq lists its product as uncharacterized. Bases 1629 to 3947 code for a protein of 772 amino acids. Gene Ontology annotation, molecular function: zinc ion binding; nucleic acid binding. The transcript is spliced from 2 exons. The record is from RefSeq and is a predicted model, not a curated record. Lineage: Eukaryota; Metazoa; Chordata; Actinopteri; Syngnathiformes; Syngnathidae.